Micropterus dolomieu (smallmouth bass) is the source of this 1732-nucleotide messenger RNA. RefSeq names its product butyrophilin-like protein 9. The record is from RefSeq and is a predicted model, not a curated record. The transcript is spliced from 4 exons. The coding region runs from base 178 to 768 and encodes 196 amino acids. NCBI's taxonomy places the organism in Eukaryota, Metazoa, Chordata, Actinopteri, Centrarchiformes, Centrarchidae.
UGGAGGGAGUUUCAAGGCUUUUUAAUAUACAGUCUAUGCUUUAAGGGACCAGCUGUCAAAUCGGCGGAACAGCCACCGUCAUCAAAGAGAUGGUCCAUCUGGUUGCAAGUUGCCAUUAAAGAAGAUUAAGUUAUAUUUCAAUAGUCGUAAAAUAUUCGAGACCUUGACGCGGAGCUGAUGAAGCUAACGUUAAAAGAUGUGAAAUCGACGAAAGUUGAAUAUAAAAGCGAGAUGGUUUGUCUGUUCGUGUUCCUGUUGGCCCGUAUGUCUCCAGGAUCUUCAGAUGUGGUACGAGUGAAACCUGGAGAUGAUGUCAUUCUGCCAUGUCAGGCUGGUGAAGCCUCCAUCAGAGCUGUAGAGUGGACCAGACCUGACCUGGAGCCAGAGUACGUCCUCUUUUACAGAGGUCGACGCUCACUUCCAACCCACCAGCAUCCAUCCUUUAAGGACCGGGUGCAGCUGGUGGACAGAGAGCUGAAGGACGGAGACGUGUCUUUAAUUCUGAAGAACGUGAGCAGCAACGACGCUGGAACAUACGAGUGUCGAGUUGCAACAGAAGGAUCAAGACGUAAGAGAGCCGCCAUUGAGACUGAGCCAAUCAGAAUCAUCCAGCUGGAGGUUUCAGGGUCCAACAGCGGAGAUGUCGAGGAGGGAAACUACGGCCUUUACUACGGACUGGGAGCAGCUUUUGUUCUGGUUUUUUUAGCUGCUGUUGGAUUGGUUGUUGUCUUGAAACAUAAAAGAUCUGAACAGUCCGAAGAAAAUUAGUUUGUAUGUUUCAACGUCCCCACAAAGGUAGCAAAACAAAUCUGUGUGUGUCAGUAUCCUUUUAUACAGCCUUUGGUCAGUAUUUGUCUUUCUACAUGUGUGUGGUAUCCUGAGCCAUCUACCAAUCAAAACAAAUCUGUGUGUGUGUGUGUGCGCGCACAGUACUGUGAAGUUUAGCGAAGAGAGCACAAUACUCAGGAGGAAGUUCAGUUCAGUUAAUCUGCAAUUCAAUCCCUGGCUCCUCCAGGCUGCAUGUCGAAGUGUCCUUAGGCAAGAUACUGAAACCCAAAUUUCCCCUGGUGGCUGUUCCGCCAGUCUAUGAAUGUCAGUUUAUGUUUGAGCACUUAGGCUCAGUGUGUGAAUGGUGAAUGCGAUGUGGUGUAAAAGCACUAUGAGUGGUCGUAAAGACUAGCAAGGCUCUAUACAAAUACAGAGCAUUUACAUGAUAAACUCAGGAAAGAAAACUUUAUAUACAGCGAUUUUGCACAACUAUAAAAGCUGACUACAACUUGCUGCUGUUGCCUUUAUUUAAUCGUUACUGUUUUAUUGCUUGUUUUUGUCCUGGCUGAGGGUUUUGUCUCAAUAUGGCUCAGAAUCUGACAUUAAUUAUAAUAUAAUUCAAUUAUAAUACUAUCAGUCAGGUGCUUUUACAAAAUGUGGAAUCAUUGGCCAAUAUGUAAAUAUGUAUUUACAUUUUGUAUGUAUGUUUUUUUUUUUUGUACUGGGUAUGUGUUGAUUGAUUUAUUGUAAGUGAUAUCUAAAUGAAAUCAGAAUCAUAAAUGGCCUUGUGAGAUUUAUGUAGAGUAGUUUAUUAAACUAUGCAUUAAAAGCAAAACUAGACCUGUGGUCAAAGCAUCAGAUGUAACUCAGCCUGUCUCACUGAGUUCACUGAUUAAGACUGUUUUUACUGUAGAAAUACACCUGAGUAUAAUUAUAAAUAUAAAAAUUUUUUUACAAUUGGAAA